GUGCAAGAAAAAAAAACAACAAAACAAAACUUCUACAAAAAUAAUAAAAAAAAACACAAAACUAAUUAAAAAAAUAUUUCUUCUGCAAAAUAAAAAAUAACAAGUGUUUUUUUCUGUUACUAAACAAUAACAAUUUCAGAAAAAAAAACAACAAGAAAUAAAUACAAAAAAGUUAAAAAUUAAAAACCAAACAUUAAAAGAUUGAUACAGAUAGAAGGCACAAUAAAAUGGUCAAUAAUAGUAAUAAACCGCAAAAAAUGAAACAAAAAACGCAAUCCACGCAACAGCAGCAUCAGCAACAACAACAAAAUGUUGCUGAAGGAGUCAACAAUCAAAAGGUAACAACUCAACAACAAAUGGCACAAAAAAACUCAAACAAUGGACAAAAUGAACAACAACAAGCACAAUUAACAACAAAAAGACAAGCAACACAACAGCCGCAACAACAACAACAGCAGAGUUCAACCACAAUAAAGACACAAAAUUUGCAAAAUCAAACUGGCAACAACAACAGUAACAAUAAUAAAACUAAAAAUCAGCAACAACAAAAGGCCCAACAACCACAGAAUAAUGGUAACAAUCAGAAUCAGAAGAGACGUAAUAGUGUUAACAGCAACAAACAAAACAAUAAAAAUGCUGCAAAAUCCAAUAAUAACAACAACACUACUAACAAAUCCCAAACUAAACAAACACAGACACAAACCACCAACACAGAAACACAACAACAGCAGCAAAAAACACAAAAUUCUAAAAACCAACAGAAAACCACAUCCUAUCGCAAUUCCUCCCACAGUUAUGCUCAAACAUUGGGCAACAGCAAACAACAGCAGCAGCAGCAACAACAACAGAAAACCACUAACAAUGGCCACAACAACAACAACAACACUAACACUCAUAAAACCCUAACCACAAAUAAUACUUACAAUGAUAACAAUCCCUUGCCCGGUGAAAAAUCAAAGAACAACAAAGCAAAUCGUACUAAUUCAAAAUCCCCCUCACCCAUUACCAAUGAAAAUCAAAAUCCUAAUGCUCAAAAUUCCCGACGCAGUAGUGUUAAGCUCACAGCUGCUGAUCUAUUGACUGCUGCUUUAGCAAAACCCUGUGCCAAAUGUUUGAAACCCACUGCUAGUAAUGCCAACGAUACCUCUACAACUUCUUACAUAGCUUUGGAACCUUUGAACUUUAAAAAUUACAACAGCAACAACAACAAUAACAAUAAUAAUGCUAAACAAUAUCGCAAAUCAAAAUCGUAUGUUGCCUCCUCGCGCCACAUGUCGAACGGUGAUUUGAUGAAUAAUGGUGGUGGUGGUGGCAAUAAGUCCAAUUCUCGUCAACAGUAUCAACGUUCACAAAGUGAUCGUCGCAGUUCGUUUGAUCGUCAUUUUGCCGAACGCAAUAAGAACUUUGUACCGAUCGAGGCUCCGGCUAAACCCAUAUUGGCUUCAUCUAAUAUUCAUGCGGUUAUAGUGGACACGGAGAAGUUGGUGAUAUUAGAACGCUUGGGUAAAGGACGCAGCACGUAUCCCAUAAUGCAGGUAAGCUAUGAAUUCAUUUGUUACACCCUUAACUCCUAACCACUGUUACACGAUAAGCCAUCAACAGAGAUGCUAUUUCUCCAUAUUGUUUUGUAAGUAUUUUAAUGAAAAUUUUAUGGAAAUCAAGUAGGAAAUAUUAAACACGUGUUUAACACUAAAGAGCUUUUAAUGGCAAAUAAAAUGGGGACAUUAAUUUCUAAGGCGCCAAUGAGUUCUACAGAAAAUUGUCAGAGAGUGAGAGAAAGAGUGUGAGGAGAAAACAAAAUCAAAGAACAA
Messenger RNA from Lucilia sericata (common green bottle fly), 1811 nucleotides. Its product is annotated as GATA zinc finger domain-containing protein 14-like. Bases 228 to 1574 code for a protein of 448 amino acids. The transcript is spliced from 2 exons. The record is from RefSeq and is a predicted model, not a curated record. NCBI's taxonomy places the organism in Eukaryota, Metazoa, Arthropoda, Insecta, Diptera, Calliphoridae.